UUGAGAACAAGUACACAACUAUAAAGCGCUGCGGUCGCUCUUAUCAGAAGUGACUUUUUCUUUCGUUCACUACUUACUACUGCAUUUUAAAAGCGGAAAGAAAGGAUAACUGCCUUCUCUGUACUGACAUCUCACUCGAUUUCGUUUCGUCUGGAAAUGUAUCAUUUGGUCACCUGUAUCUGGACUCGGGAAAAGAGUGUGGUGAUGAUGGAAGAUAUCUUUGCCGAUCCAGAGAGUCCAUCUGCGGUGUUCUCUGCUUGAGUUUAAGGGGGUUAGAGGGGGUCUGUCUGGACUGCAUCCGUGCGUAAAUAAUAUUUGCUGUGUGGAUUGCACUAAAAUGAAGUUUGGAAGCCGCACUUGCAUUCUGAAUGUGGGUGGCACCAAAUACGUGUUCCGCAGAGAUGUGAUCAAGGAUUUCCCUCUCAGGAGAGUCAGUCGGCUCCACGGCUGCGUGUCGGAGAAAGAGGUGCUGGAAGUGUGCGAUGACUACGACCGGGAGAGGAACGAGUUUUUCUUUGACCGGCACUCGGAAGCUUUCGGCUUUAUCAUGCUCUAUGUCAAGUACGGCAAGCUCCGCUUCGCCCCGCAGAUGUGCGAGCUGGCCUUCUACAACGAGAUGAUCUACUGGGGGCUGGAAAGCGCGCACCUGGAGUUCUGCUGCCAAAGGCGACUGGACGACAGGAUGUCCGAGACUUACACCUACUACUCAGAGGAGGACACGAAAACAGAGGACGAGCUGAGAGUGGAGGAAGAGGGCGAGCACCCGGCGGGACGGGGCAGAAGGAGCGCAAAGUGGCUGGAGAGGAUGCGGAGGACUUUUGAGGAGCCCACGUCCUCCAUAGCCGCGCAGAUUCUGGCCUCGGUGUCGGUAAUAUUUGUGAUUGUGUCCAUGGUUAUCCUAUGUGCCAGCACGCUGCCAGACUGGAAAACUGCAGAGAACAGAAGCGUGGACGAGCACAGGUACACAGAGCACUUAACGGAUCACUCCGGGAUAAUCGAGGCGGUGUGCAUCGGCUGGUUCACGGCGGAGUGCAUCGUGCGCUUCAUCGUGUCGAAGGACAAGUGCAAGUUCAUGCGACGGCCCCUGAACAUCAUCGACAUGCUGGCUAUCACCCCGUACUACAUCUCCGUGUUGAUGACGGGGCUGACCGGUGAGAACUCGCAGCUGCAGCGGGCCGGGGUGACCCUGCGCGUGCUCCGUAUGAUGAGGAUCUUCUGGCUCAUCAAGCUGGCCCGCCACUUCCUGGGGCUGCAGACACUGGGGUUGACUCUGAAGCGCUGCUACCGUGAGAUGGUUAUGCUACUGGUCUUCAUCUGUGUGGCCAUGGCCAUCUUCGGGGCUCUGUCCCAGCUGCUGGAGCAUGGGCUGGACCUGGAAAUGGGCAACGAGGACUACGCCAGCAUCCCCGCUGCCUGCUGGUGGGUUAUUAUCUCCAUGACCACCGUUGGCUAUGGAGACAUGUACCCCAUCACCAUGCCCGGGAGGGUGCUGGGAGGGGUCUGUGUGGUCAGUGGCAUUGUCCUGCUGGCGCUGCCCAUCACCUUCAUCUACCACAGCUUUGUCCAGUGCUACCAGGAACUCAAAUUCCGCUCCGCGCGCUGCGGCAGGAGCCUGUCUGCAGAGUUCUUAAACUGACCCUGACACCUCCCCUACCCCUCAAGGGAGCCACAAUCAAAGAGGGUGUCUGAUUUCAUUUAAAAGAGACAAUGACUUUGUCUUUCUAAGUAUGCCCCUGUAGUGUCUCUGUUUUUUGUGGGAUAGGGGUUUAGGAACAGGAAGUAAAGGCUCCCUUACAGUGAAAUUUUCUUAGGAAAUCAGCAGUCUACCAGGAAUGAAAGAGUCAGCGCUACACAGAACUGAAGACUACUAAGCAGUGAAUCUCAGUUUCCUCACAGUCUUUUAUGACUUUAAAACCACAAAGGCUUUUUCAACAUAUUUAUUUGCUAUGAAUAUAUACAAUCCAUAUUUUGAGAUUAAAAACAAACCAAAAAAAUAGCAACACCUACAAACUUUGGCUUAAGAGAAAGCUGACGGCUUGAAUCACUAAGCUUCUGUUGCAAAGCACACUGCAAUGUUACAGCAAAUAUCAUGGGUUGAAAACUCGCGAUCUGAUUGGCUAAAACACAGUCCAUAAUCCUAAGUAACCUGCGUGACACUUUAUCAAUGGAAGCUGGAGGGGCAGAGUGAAUAUCAGCUCACCUGGGCACUGUGCACUGCUGCUGUGGAGUAACCUUUCAGCAUCUACACAUGGAACUCCUCCUCCUCCUCCUUCAGCACUGUUCUGUGGACCAAGAACAUUGUAACUCUUCCUUGUCGCCUUUACCUGUCUCAUUGUCUAAUUGUUCCAUGGCAGCAGUGCAAAGUGGUCAAGUGCCUUCAUAAUCACCCAGUGUGCAAUAUCCCUACACAUCACAAAAACAAAACCUUAGAUACAAUACAGCAAAUUCUAUCUGCUGUGUCCAUGACAUACCAAAGCAAUAAUAUUCAACAUCUGGAGCGAGCAGAAUUAUGGAGCAGCGAACAUCUGGUGAUUCUCUCUGCUGGGAAUGAUUGCUUUGGUUCUGAGAGAGGCGAUUACAGGAUGUUACCGGACUGCUCUGUGAUUCAGCUCAUUGCAGAUGCAGAGGGUACUACUGCUAUUGAAUGUCAAUGUGAUGUAUCUGAGGCUUCACUGUUCUCCUUGUGGUCUGCAGUCCAGGUAUUGCUUCCAGCUUCUGUGUGCGAUGGGGCGUCAGGUAGGUUGCAGGGAGUUAUGCACUAGCUUUGAGCCAAUCAGAUUUCGAGUUUUCGGUCCAUUGACAUACAGUAACAUGCUGAAGAGCUGUUGUUUUUCUGCGCAUUGAGAGUCAAGCCAGUGACUGGACUGUAUUCUUCUUAACUCAACACAGAGAUCAGCAGGGUCCAAGAGCUGCUUGAUCUGGUUAAAUCAUUAUAAAAGGUUCCCUCUGUGAAAAAACAAUGUCUCUUACCAGUGUGUUUGAGUCUCUUUAGCCUUUGUGUAAGUGUAAGUUAAAUGCACAAGAGGCUUCUGUUUUAAUAACAGUAUUGACUGGAGAUCAGUAAAUGUGCUUGCCCCAGGAAACCAGCAGGUAUUGGUAUCAGGACAAGGGACAUGCUUGCUAUUUAUUUAUUUAUUUAUUAAGUAUAUUUUUAUUUGUGUUUAUUGAUUGACUCCACCACUAGGACUAAUUUUCCCAUUCGAAGUGGGGCUGGUUCUGUUCCAGUCAUUGUGUCUAUCAUUGUGUUAGUUAGUUUGUUUCAUAAUGCUGUAUAUACAAGGGUAGAAACCCGUUCUUCAAGAUCACACUCUGUCCGAGUUCGAGUUACUACAGUAUCGACAUGCUUCAAUGUGCUUAUUUGUUAAUAAACAGUGUUUUUACUAAGGGUUGAGAUGGCACUUUAAUGUUAAAGCCUAAUUUUUGUACUUUAAUAACUUCAACCCCGUUCAAUUGAUUUGCACAAACUAUUGCAUGAGUGAUGCCAUGGAUUAGAUCUCUUGACAUGGCCCAUUUCGUGUGAUGUCAUGGGUUAGAUCUCUUGACAUGGCCCAUUUCGUGUGAUGUCAUGGGUUAGAUCUCUUGACAUGGCCCAUUUCGUGUGAUGUCAUGGGUUAGAUCUCUUGACAUGGCCCAUUUUGUGUGAUGUCAUGGGUUAGAUCUCUUGACAUGGCCCAUGUCGUUCCACUCGGAUGGGCGAAUCCCGAGAUCCUGAUCGUGAGGAAAUGUAGAAAAUCAGGGUUGAGUUAUCUAUACCCUGAUUUCUGACUGUGUUGAUUGAAAUCUGAACAUUGACUGUGAAUGCAUUCUGUAUGUGAAUACAUAAGUCAUUCAGUUGUAAACAAUAUGGCACUUGGAUUUUCAUCAAAACUGUCUGAAACUUUGGUAAAGAUGUAAGUCUUUCUUCGAGCCUGUGAUCUCAUGACGACCCAUCACAGCUGUGUAUAAAAACGCACCUUGAUCAGUGGAGCCGAUGUGCAGAGCGUUCUAAACAGAAUCCCGAUCCUCUCGGAGCCCAUCUGCUAGAGGGAACAUGCAUGUAAAUCCAGCUAAUUAAAAUGUGCUAAUGAGAGGAAGUCUGUAACCUGCAAGAAAAAAAAAACAAGCUGCUCAAGGAAACUGUCAGUUAGUUGACCUGUGUGAUUCAUCAGGGGACAUUCCUUCUUCAGUAAUCUGGAGCAUGUUACAUUGCAGCUGGUCAGUAAAGAAAAGGUUUCCCUGCUGAGGGUUACACAGAUUAAUAACCAUUCAGGAGACUCGUGAAAUGUUUAGCUGUUUCCUAUUUGCUUUUAUAACUAAUGACCCUAUUUGUUUCCUAGACCUUAGUUGAAUCGCCUGUUACAGUGCUUUAAACUGUGGACACAGAGGCACUAAAUAACCAGACGGGAUCUGAGAUGUAUUCAACGUGGUGGGGCUGAAUGACUAUGCUGCUGUGUUAUAUUAAUGCUGUAGCAAUCUGCAACACACAUGAAUAUAUAAUGAUGUGUUUUGGGUGAUGUAGGAUGAAUAUUCCAUGAUUUACAAAGGCAUUGCUGAUCUGUGCUGAUGAACAGCCAAUGCCUAAUCAGAGCCUCGCAUUAGCCGACUGGACCGAUUAGCACGGAUAAUAAUAGCAAAGUUUAGAACCCUUUAAUGGUCAAUUAUUAGAGGAGAGCGACUGCUAUUACAUACAGUUCUAUAUUUAACACCUGCAAUGUCACAAAACUGAAGCUCAUUCAGACACCGACGAUCCAGUCAGGCAAAUAUGCAAACGCUGCCUUCCAGAACGCUAAUUAACUUUCUUCAUUUACAAGCUCUGUCAGCGUCGACUGGCCAUAAUGUAUUCAGUGAGGCUGAACGGUAACAGCAGAGAAUGUUCUGGAGAGCUAGAACAAGAUUGGCAGCUUCCUGCCGCAUCCAGACCCUAACGAGCAAGGGCCUGUUACUAUAAAACAAGAGAUUACUGCAGUGCACCAUGGGAUAGUGAAGUGCAGUCAAGCAUAGAAAGGGUUAGCAUGCUAGGAACCUUACAAGAGGUUACUGCAGUGCACCAUGGGAUAGUGAAGUGCGGUCAAGCAAAGAAAGGGUUAGCAUGCUAGGAACCUUACAAGAGGCUAUUGAAAUGCACCAUGGGAUAGCGAAGUGCGGUUUGACUUUUUACAUAAUUUAAUGAAGUAAAGACAAACUGUCAAUGUUCUACAAUUAUUGAGAAACAAUUUCUGAACACACAAUGAUUUAGAAAUCCUUAAAUUACAAUUCUGAAUAUUUCUAGCAUUUCUAGAAUAUUAACAACAACAACAAAAAAAAAAUCCAUAUUGCAGAUUGUAUUGCUUCCCAUUUUCCAAGUUUUGUUCAAUUAACAGUCUGUUUACUCUUUUGGAACUUGCAUGGGAGCCAAAGUGUUUAUAUUACUACAUUGUUGUCUACCCUUGCUUGUCUUACUGCAUUGCACUGUACUGUAAGACAGAGUUAAUUAGCAUUUGCAUUCCCCUCCAUUCAUUCAAGCCCGCUAGAGGGGGAUUCAAUCAAAACAAAUACAGCACCACUUUUUGACUCGUUAUUUCCAUUCUAUAGUGAUAUUCAAUCCAAAUAGACACACUCUUUUUUUUCUUUUUUUUAAUAAAUUUAGUCGUUGCCAAUUAGUUUUUUUAUUAUUUUCGACCCAAUUUGAAAUGCCCGAUUAUUAUUUUUUUUAGGCUCAGCUCAUCGCUACCACCCCUGCGCUGACUCGGGAGGGGAGAAGAUGAACACACGCUGUUCUCCGAAGCUUGUGCCAUCAGCCGCCCGCUUCUUUACACUCUGCAGACUCUCCGUGCAGCCGCCUCACAGCGUCGGAGGACAACGCAGCUCUGGGCAGCUUACAGGCAAGCCCGCAGGCGCCCGACCAGACUACAGGGGUCGCUGGUGCGCGAUGAGCCGAGGACACCCUGGCCGACCUAAUCCUCCCUCCCCCCGGACGACGCUCGGCCAAUUGAGCGCCGCCCCCUGUGAGCUCCCAUCCACGGUCAACUGUGGAAUAGCCUGGACUCGAACCGGUGACGUCCAGACUAUAGAGCGCAUUCUGCACUCUAGCGAGUGCUUUUACUGGAUGCGCCACUCGGGAGCCCCUUGCUAGACACACUCUUGAGAAAGCAAGAAAUGUGCUGUCAUUUGAUAGGCCCUUAAUUGAGAACUGAUCUAAUGUAUGACACCCAUUAGCAGUAUUUGAUUGAAUAUCAGCACAGAACAGGGGGGUUAUAUAGCUGUAAGUUUUGAUUGAAUGACAUGAAACAUGACAUGAAACAAACAGAACAUGUAUAAAAUGGACAUGGGAAACAUAUGUACAGUCUGACUUCAUUUAAACCCUGUGCUUAUUACUUCUGUAUGAGUUCCCAUCAUUCAUUAAAGUGACCCUGUCAUUUGGACUCUGGGCUGUCUAUUCUUGUACUGCAGAGCACUGGCUCUUCCUGUUUCAUCGUCCAUUUCUAUUCUUGUACUGCAGAGCACUGGCUCGUCCUGUUUCAUCGUCCAUUUCUAUUCUUGUACUGCAGAGCACUGGCUCUUCCUGUUCCAUCGUCCAUUUCUAUUCUUGUACUGCAGAGCACUGGCUCGUCCUGUUCCAUCGUCCAUUUCUAUUCUUGUACUGCAGAGCACUGGCUCAUCCUGUUCCAUCGUCCAUUUCUAUUCUUGUACUGCAGAGCACUGGCUCGUCCUUUUCCAUCGUCCAUUUCUAUUCUUGUACUGCAGAGCACUGGCUCGUCCUGUUCCAUCGUCCAUUUCUAUUCUUGUACUGCAGAGCACUGGCUUGUCCUGUUUCAUCGCCCAUUUCUAGAAGACAGAUUUUCUGCUCGGAUUCAUCUAAAAUAGAAACAAUCAAUUAUUUAAAAUCCCUUUAAUUUAAUGCAGCCGCGUUUCUACAGAGAAACAAAUAAUUGUACUGUGUUCCAUGAGGAUUAAAUCUCUACCUAAAUUUAACAGAGUCAUUUUAAACAUUGGGCUGGAGGUGGAUUUAUAUAUAUUUUUUAAAAACAGUGCAUGUCAUAUUUGCCUGACCUAUGGCGAUAUACAACUAAAGAGAGGUGGUAUUGUAUAGAAUUGUUCAUGAAGCAACAGCAGAGGCCAUGAAGAGGAAGCCUUUGCUCAGUGCGCUGUACUGUUUGCAUCAUAUUCUCCAUUCUCUUUCAAACAUGUUUUAAGAUGUGCAAUGCAGCAGCUGUAAUAUAGUGUAUUUGUGUCAGAACCAAGCUCCCUGUUAGUUCACCUAACCAAUGGUUCACAUGGCAGUGAUUGUCCUUUCUUGACUAAAUCAUCCUUUAGCGUUUGAGAUUUUAAACAACUGGCGACUCUUCAUGUUAAAUCUAGAUGUUAUUUUAGGACAAUGGGAUUAAAUAUCUAUUCUGUAAAUGUGACUGCCAUUUCAGCAGAAUCCUUUUGUUCAUUAGGAAAUAAAAACACAAGUUUAUAGUUUUCAAUUUUAUAAACAUCUAUUUUAUAUAUUACUUAUGUUCCCAGAUAGAAUGUCUCUAUGGCUUAUAUACUUGAAAAUUAAUAAAAAUGAUGCUUCUCAA
Acipenser ruthenus (sterlet) is the source of this 7523-nucleotide messenger RNA. RefSeq names its product potassium voltage-gated channel subfamily G member 3-like. Lineage: Eukaryota; Metazoa; Chordata; Actinopteri; Acipenseriformes; Acipenseridae. Gene Ontology annotation, biological process: potassium ion transmembrane transport; protein homooligomerization. Gene Ontology annotation, cellular component: voltage-gated potassium channel complex; membrane. Gene Ontology annotation, molecular function: delayed rectifier potassium channel activity. The transcript is spliced from 2 exons. The record is from RefSeq and is a predicted model, not a curated record. The coding region runs from base 338 to 1636 and encodes 432 amino acids.